GGACUACCGUAGCAGUUCAUUACGUCCACUGAUCCGUCACUUUUCAAUAAUUAGUUCUCUUGAAUAGCCAAUAUCAACGCGUAUGGUACUCAAAAGCUCAAUGAGUAAUUGAAUGACUUGAAAAGUCCACCCACCUUCCUCUAGUCCAGUGUUGCCUUCCGCGCCUUCAUCCACCGCAACUGCCAUUCGCCGCUCCUCCAACCCCAGCGAACAUCCGGACAACAACACCCCGUUGGAGUGAUACGGAGAGAUCCCCAGCUCUCCCGCUGUCCAUCAGUCUAUACCGAUGAAUCCGCACAUCUCCCUUCCUCGACAGCAUGGUGGCCCUGCCAACUUCGGCGGCACCCCGCCGACUCGCGGCGAGACCAUCCGUAUGCCACGCUUCUUCAAGCGGCUCUUCAAGUUCCCCCAGAUGGACUUCGAAAUGGCGAUCUGGGAGAUGACUAGCCUCAUAAUCGCCCCCAAGAAGGUCUUCCGGUCAAUAUACUAUCAUACGAAGAAUACGUGGCAUAGACCGGACCCGUCAUUUACCUACCUUCUAUCCGCCUUCUUAUUACUGACUUCCCUUGCCUGGGGAUUGGCAUAUGCGGACGGCUUUGGAGGAACCGUGAAGAUCACCUUGGUGUUCAUCUUCAUCCACUUCAUUGGCCUCUCCCUCCUGGCGUCAACAAUAGCAUACUUCCUUGUGGGACGUUUAUUAGGGCCCGGAGUACCCGGUUUACCGGGCAGAAGGCGACAAGGUCUCUUUGCGCAACCUGGGGAAUCGGAUCCUCUGGAGUUCGGAUACUGCUUCGACGUCUCAAUCCGCGCGUUCUUCCCGGUUUGGGUCUUUCUCUACGUCAUCCAGUUCCUCUUGAUGCCGGUCAUCGCGCGAGACUACUGGGUGUCCCUGUUCUUCGGCAACACGCUGUACCUGCUUGCAUUUGGCUACUACACAAUCGUCAUGUUCCUUGGCUACAACGCGCUUCCCUUCCUCCACCACACGGAAUUGCUCCUUUCGCCGAUCGUCGUCUUGGCGAUACUCUGGUUUGCCAGCCUAUUUGGAUUCAGCUUGCCCAGACACCUUGCCCCAAUAUUGUGGGCAGGUGCAAAACUGCGGAAACAUGUGUAAAGUACAGUGGCAAGAAGUGGAGAUAUACAGGCUUCAUCAAGCCUUCUAUUCAUGCGGUCUCUUUCUCCCAUGCGCCUCUGAUGCCGUGAACCUCGAAGUAGCAGACCCAACGCGGUAACGCCGUGGUUGGUACGGAAACAACCUCUUCGCGAACGAGCUCGCGAGUAGAACUCAGGUAAGAAUCCUCAUCCAACUUACAAAUACCUCUUCUCAAGGGACUCGUCAUAGCAUUGAAUUUGGUCGCCAACUUUGAAGUCCUCCCAGUUGUCAAAUCCAAUACCGCACUCGGUACCCUUGCGCAUUUCCGUGGUGUCCUUCUUGACGUUUUUUAAUGAAGAAAGCGAGCCU
This is a messenger RNA of Eremomyces bilateralis CBS 781.70, 1459 nucleotides long. RefSeq names its product UNC-50 family protein. Lineage: Eukaryota; Fungi; Ascomycota; Dothideomycetes; Eremomycetales; Eremomycetaceae. Bases 287 to 1111 code for a protein of 274 amino acids. Gene Ontology annotation, cellular component: Golgi membrane. The transcript has 4 exons. The record is from RefSeq and is a predicted model, not a curated record.